CUUCCCUUCGUUUGUGCCACCACGGCCGGCGCCGCCAACUCCCGCUUGGUGCCCAAAACAAAAUGGCUGCCAGGCAUUAGUGCAGCGUGACUGGCUAAAAUGGCGUCGACGCACUUGCGUCAUUGCGCGCGCAAGCAGGGGCGUGUGCUGGAAUUAUUGGUGUGGACAACCAGCUCUUCCGUGUCCUUUUAUAUGGGCUGUCAUUAGAAGCUGUGGCUAGUUUUCAGCAACUGCAUCCUUCUGGACCUGUGGAAGGAGAAGAUGGAAAUUUAUACCACUAAGUUAGAGCCUGCACAGUGGUUGAGAGGCAGAAAUGAGCAAGUGAGACUACUAUGUAUGGGAGUCUUCUGCAGCACUACAGACUGGUGCGCUCCUCUUGCCUGCAGAAACUAGCAGAGGUUGGUUUGUGAGGACGUCAGCUUCUGCUUUGCAGUACUGAUGGCAGCAGAGCCACUGAGUGAACUGGAGGCGGCCAUCGAGACUGUGGUCACCACUUUCUUCACCUUUGCAGGGCGGGAAGGACGGAAAGGCAGCCUGAGCCUCAAUGAGUUUAAGGAACUGGUCACCCAGCAGUUGCCUCAUUUGCUAAAGGACGUGGGCUCUCUGGAUGAGAAGAUGAAGAGCUUGGAUGUGAACCAGGACUCGGAGCUGAAGUUCAAUGAGUACUGGAGACUGAUUGGGGAACUGGCAAAGGAAAUCAGGAAGGAGAAAGCCCUGGAGAUCCGGAAGAAAUAAAGCCUGCUUGUUGGGAUGGGGGCCCAGCAGGGCCUGCUGGGCAGGGCUGGGCAGAACGUCACUCCCCCUAAUAAAGCUUCCUUCUUGAAACACA
Messenger RNA from Alexandromys fortis (reed vole), 829 nucleotides. RefSeq names its product S100 calcium binding protein A13 (gene S100a13). Gene Ontology annotation, biological process: positive regulation of canonical NF-kappaB signal transduction; positive regulation of cell population proliferation. NCBI's taxonomy places the organism in Eukaryota, Metazoa, Chordata, Mammalia, Rodentia, Cricetidae. The record is from RefSeq and is a predicted model, not a curated record. Gene Ontology annotation, molecular function: RAGE receptor binding; calcium-dependent protein binding; calcium ion binding. The coding region runs from base 439 to 735 and encodes 98 amino acids. The transcript has 5 exons. Gene Ontology annotation, cellular component: perinuclear region of cytoplasm.